Molecule: messenger RNA, 375 nt
Organism: Ramularia collo-cygni
Lineage: Eukaryota; Fungi; Ascomycota; Dothideomycetes; Mycosphaerellales; Mycosphaerellaceae
Exons: 1
Coding region: 1-375 (124 amino acids)
Source: RefSeq, a predicted model, not a curated record
AUGGCGUUGAUAUUCAGCGCCGGUCACGAUCUCGCAAAGUUCACAAGACUGCGCUCUGCCAUUCAAGCAGCGAUCGAUUGUGAUGGGCACCCUCGGACUAUCCCGACCUUCACUGUCCUCUACGAAGACCUCGCCAGCAUGAAGCUCAACCCCUCACGGAUAACCUACAGCUUCGAGAUCUGCUCACAACCGGCUACAUUACCACUGGUUUCGAGUUCACAGGGCUUGAGCUCGCUAUCAGCUGGAUCUUUGGCGGGAAGUCUGAAGGAUCUCGGAGAUCGCGCAUGCGAAACAUUACUCACGAGAGUAAUCCCACUCAGCUUGAUAGAGCGCCUGAGCAGUCCCGAGACAGUCGACCCAGGUCGAUCAAUUUAA